Manihot esculenta (cassava) is the source of this 604-nucleotide messenger RNA. Its product is annotated as acyl carrier protein 2, mitochondrial. The record is from RefSeq and is a predicted model, not a curated record. Gene Ontology annotation, molecular function: acyl carrier activity; acyl binding. Gene Ontology annotation, biological process: fatty acid biosynthetic process. Bases 87 to 479 code for a protein of 130 amino acids. The transcript is spliced from 2 exons. Lineage: Eukaryota; Viridiplantae; Streptophyta; Magnoliopsida; Malpighiales; Euphorbiaceae. Gene Ontology annotation, cellular component: mitochondrion.
UUCUCAGUUUUUCCGCUUCACCCCAAUUUGCAAGUGAGAAAGCUUACUUUCCUUCUUUCUGCUAACAUAUACUGAGACGCACUGCAAUGGCGGCGACAGGAGCUUUCCUGAAACACUUGAGGGUGACCGUUCGGGCUGUACCUCAAAACCCUAGACCGAAUACCGGCCUCUUCGCCCUUUCGUUCAAUGCAAUACUGCGCCGUUUCUCUGAGGAGGUGAGAGGCUCCUUCCUUGACAAAUCCGAUGUCGCAGAUCGUGUUGUCUCCGUCGUGAAGAAUUUUCAGAAGGUCGAUCCUUCCAAGGUCACACCAAAUGCCCAUUUCCAAAAUGAUCUUGGUUUAGAUAGUUUGGACACUGUGGAGGUUGUGAUGGCCCUUGAAGAAGAGUUUGGAUUUGAGAUCCCUGAUAAUGAAGCAGAUAAGAUCAGUUCCAUCAGCCUUGCUGUUGACUUUAUAGCUUCUCACCCUCAGGCUAAAUAGAAAAAAACUACUAAGUAUUAUUUUUGUUCUUUUUUGUGAGGAACGUCAACAUUAUUAAAAAUUGUCGAAACUUGGUCUCUAUUUUUUUUUCCAAUAAAAUGUUGGAGAUAUAUUGGAUUUGUCCA